CUCACAUCCACAUCUUGCAAAGAUCUUUUGAUGCAGUCACUUUGGGCUUCUCUGGUUCAAAACAAUCUCACAUUCCUCUCUCUCUCUCUCUCUAUCUCUCUCAUUCACACACAGCUUUGUCCCCAAAACCCACACAACACAUCCACCUGCAUUUUCUCUCACCUCUCUCACUUUCUCUCUCCUCCAUUUCACAGAUCUUCUCUUUCUCUUCCACACUGUUCCAUUCAAAGCUCAUCAGAAGCCAUGAAAGCCCACUUUCUCAGACCUCUCUAUCUUCUCCUUGAGUUCUUGCUGAUUCAAACCCAUCUUUGCUCAUUUUCCACCUCUUCCCAAAUGCUGGUUUUGCCCCUCAAAACCCAAGCAAUCCCAUUUGGGUCAUUUUCUCGGCUUCCAAACAAGCUUCCUUUCCACCACAACGUCACCCUCACAGUCUCUCUCUCAGUCGGCACUCCCCCACAGAACGUUACCAUGGUCCUCGACACAGGCAGCGAACUCUCAUGGCUUCACUGCAACAAAACCCAAAUUUCCCAACCCGUAUUUGUCCCGAAUAACUCCUCUUCCUACUUACCCAUCAACUGUUCCUCGCCCAUUUGCACCACCCGAACCCGAGACUUGUCCCUACCCGCUUCCUGCGACUCCAACAACCUCUGCCACGCGGUCCUAUCAUAUGCUGACGCGUCAUCAUCAGAAGGGAAUCUCGCAUCCGAUACAUUUAAUAUCGGGGGGUCCGAAGUUCCGGGUACGAUAUUCGGGUGUAUGGAUUCGGGUUUCAGCAGUGACUCCGACGAAGACGCCAAGACUACCGGGUUAAUGGGCAUGAACCGUGGGUUACUUUCUUUUGUUUCGCAAAUGGGUUGUCCUAAAUUCUCAUAUUGCAUUUCGAGUUAUAAUUUGUCGGGUCUUUUAUUGCUUGGUGAUUCAAAUUUUACAUGGCUUGCACCGUUGAAUUACACACCGUUGAUUCAAAUUUCAACUCCAUUGCCGUAUUUUGAUCGUGUGGCUUACACGGUUCAGCUCGACGGGAUUAAGGUUUCGGAGAAAUUACUUCCAUUGCCAAAAUCAAUAUUUGAACCGGAUCACACCGGGGCCGGUCAAACCAUGGUUGACUCCGGUACCCAGUUCACCUUCCUUCUUGGCCCGGCUUACACUGUUUUAAGGAAUGAGUUCUUAAACCAAACAACCGGAAUUUUGCGGGUCUUGGAGGAUCCGAAUUUUGUCUUCCAAGGAUCCAUGGACCUAUGCUACCGGGUCCCACUGGGUCAAACCACCUUACCACAGUUACCAACGGUAAGUUUGGUGUUUCGGGGCGCUGAAAUGACGGUUUCGGGUGACCGGUUGUUAUAUCGGGUUUCGGGUGAAAUCAGAGGGAAUGAUUCAGUGUAUUGCUUCACAUUUGGGAACUCUGAUCUAUUGGGGAUUGAAGCGUAUGUGAUUGGCCAUUAUCAUCAACAAAACGUGUGGAUGGAAUUUGAUCUUGAGAAGUCUAGGAUUGGGUUAGCUCAGGUACGUUGCGACUUGGCUGGUCAAAGAUUUGGUGUGUAUCACUAGCGUCACGACUCAUGAUCCUCCACGCUUUAUAUACAGGAGUAUUUUGAAAAGUUAGAAAAAAAAUUAAUUUUUUGAUUUUUUUAAUUUAUUUUAUCUUUUUAUGAGUGAGUUAUGUAAGAAAUGUUGUAACUUAAAAUGAAUAAAAAAU
Messenger RNA from Camellia sinensis, 1696 nucleotides. RefSeq names its product aspartic proteinase PCS1-like. The record is from RefSeq and is a predicted model, not a curated record. Gene Ontology annotation, molecular function: aspartic-type endopeptidase activity. NCBI's taxonomy places the organism in Eukaryota, Viridiplantae, Streptophyta, Magnoliopsida, Ericales, Theaceae. Gene Ontology annotation, biological process: proteolysis.